Molecule: messenger RNA, 5139 nt
Organism: Rhodotorula toruloides NP11
Lineage: Eukaryota; Fungi; Basidiomycota; Microbotryomycetes; Sporidiobolales; Sporidiobolaceae
Product: sterol 3-beta-glucosyltransferase, glycosyltransferase family 1 protein
Exons: 10
Coding region: 1-5139 (1712 amino acids)
Biological process (GO): carbohydrate metabolic process
Molecular function (GO): hexosyltransferase activity; UDP-glycosyltransferase activity
Source: RefSeq, a predicted model, not a curated record
AUGGCGCACCCGCUCAUCAAGCCCUCUGGGCCUGAUGCGACCGCCUCGACCCCGCCACGCGCGAGCUCGCCCGGCCCGUCUGCCGCGUACACAGGGUACUCAAUGUCGCCCCACAAGGCGAGCGGGUCUUCGCACGCCUCGCAGCCGCCUGGAUUCGAUGGAGCGCCCAUGGAAGACUUGAGUGGAUGGGGGAAGAGUGCUGAGCGGUUUGGAGGCAUGGCGCAGGCUGGACUGAGGCAGGAGGACGGGACGUUCCUCCAUUCGGAGACGAACGCGGGCUCGUCUGAGUCUCAAGGGGCACCAGGGAUCCGCACGCCACUCUCGAGACAAGCCUCGACGUCCUCUGCAUCGUCCUCGUCGUCUCUCGCUUCGUCGUCUUCGUCCGCUUCCGGGUUCAACACGACAGCCGAGGUCUCCGAUCCAGAGGAGGAUGCAGGCGCAGGAAUCGGUGGAGCAGGGUACGGGCGCAUGGCGGCGACGAGCUUGGACGAGCACACGGCGCGGAAGACCCGCGAGGACCAGGAGAUGAACAGGUGGCGCGAGGGAGCGAGCCAGAGCUAUCACGGCGGGAUGGGGCAGGGGUACCUCAGGAUGAUCCACGCUCUCGCCCAGGAAGACGCUCAGGAGCGGCGGAAGGAACGCCGCGAGCAGAAGAAGCGGCGCAAGGCGAAGAAGCAUCACCGCCACGCUUCUCACUCUGCAGACGACGACGCUGGUGACGAGCAGAAGAAGGAGAAGAAGGAGGGCUCGAACGCAGGCGACGAAUCCAACGCCGACCUCUCCAAGUUCCGCUCCCUGCCGGAACGCGCAGCCGCGAACCCCUCCCUUGCACGCUGCGACAACGAGUCGCCCAAGUCGACUGUCUCAUCCGCCCAACGCCAGCUCCUUAGCGGCUCAGCAACUUCAGCCAGCUCGCACCUUCGACACCAGCGACCGAAUAUCCGCGCCGGCGGACGUGACGGUGAAGACCUCUCCAAGUCUUCGAUCUUUGCGAUUCACCGCCCUAUCGCUGCCGAGCGACGACGAACGAUGUCGAGCACGCACGGGACGGACGACGAGAGCGGCGAGCCGGACUUGGCGGAGCAGGACGAGGAGUACAAGGAUGAGGGAGUCAGGUUGCGGAGGGCCGGGAAGGAGGAGGGCAAGAGACCGGAGAUGGGCGACAGGACCGAGACGAGCGCGACGGAGAAGACGGUCGAGACGAUGGAGCGGCGACAGAAGCUGGCGGAGAAGCUCAUGGACGUGUUUGGGCUUGAGGAGCCGGAGGAGGUCGUUGCAGAGUACGCCUGCUGGCUCUUCCGCUCGAUCCUCCUACAAGGCUUCCUCUACAUCACCGCCGGCCACCUCUGCUUCUACGCCUACCUCUCGCAGAAGGAGGGCGCGACCAUCCGGUCUGGCUCGCUUUCGGUUCGCGGCAGCAGGACGAGGCGGUAUCGCAAGCACUGGUUCGUGCUCAAGGACAGUGUGCUGAGUUGGUUCCCCUCGUCGACGGACCCGUACUUCCCGGACGGCCAUAUCGACCUGCACUACUGCGUCGCCGUCGAACCCUCGACCAAGCACUCGCACCACUUUAAAGUCUCGACGUCGGAGAAGCGGUACCACUUCAGCGCCGACUCGGAAGCCUCGCGCGACGAAUGGGUCAAGGCGAUCAAGAAGGUCGUCUUUCGAUGCCAGAACGAGGGCGAGAGCGUCAAGAUCGCCAUCCCGCUCGAGACGAUCGUCGACGUCGAAAAGUCGUCGAGCCUUGAGUUUGCCGAAACGAUUCGCGUUCGCGUCUACGAUGCGGACGAGGGCUACUCGAUCGACGAAUACUGGCUCUCCUACUUCAAGAACAUCGACGGCGCGCUCGAGAAGAUCAACUCGGUCCUCGAGGCGUUCAGGUCGCAUCACCCUUCGUCGCAGGGAACGAAGGAGCCGCUUCCGCCUUCCGCCGCGCACGUUCAGGAGGUCGAGGACACGACUCGCGCUGCGCAGGCCGAUCUUGGCGAGUCGGACCAGUACCGCCAGGCAGAGUCGGAGCAUCAGCCUCGUCGGUCGGAGGAGAGCGUGCGGGACGUCGACGAUGACCCGAAGAGGUCGAAGAGUCUCGGUCAGCGCGUGUCGUCCGUCCUUUCGCAGACGACUCGGCUCGGAAGGAGCUCGCCCAAGUCGAGUCGGGCGCCUGCGUCGGCGCCAUCUUCUGGUCCGCCUGGCACGCCAACAAAGGCGGCUUCGACUCCGCCGAAUCUGCUCAGUCAGAGCGGAGCAGCGCCCACACCUAUCUCGGCUUCGUCGACCCCUGCAUCUGGUUCGAUCGCGACGCUUCGCCCUUCGUCGCAGCAACAGCCACAGGCAGGCACGACUCCGCCGUCGGACGACAUCGCAGUUCGCGGCGUUGCGACCGUCACAGCUGCGGCAGCUACUGCGCCCACACCGCCUCCCGUCGGCUCGCCGCCCAAGAUGGAGGGAGACGGAACGAUCACUUCACUUGCUCCAGCGCUGAGUCAGCCGCCCGUCUCGCUUGCCGAGGAAGGUCGAGCUUCGUCCGAAGACACCCUCAGCCCGCGCCAGCACACCUACCCUCCGGAGCCCUCGACUGGACCUCCUCCCGCCGACGGCUCCGGCAACCGCCGCACCUCGACGCUGAGCAAGAUCCUCUCGGCUCCCGCCGGCGCCGCAAGCUCCUUCGGUCAAGGCAGUCGCAAGAUCCUUGAAGUCGUCACUCUCUCGUCCGUGCCGGGCCGGAAGAAGAGCUCGAAGAAGGGGGCUGUGGCGGAUGCGGCGAUCACGGAAGAGCCGGAGGACAUGGUCGCCGAGGAGGAGGACAAGGCCAAGCGAGUCGACGACUUCCGCAAGCUGUUCGGCCUGUCGGAGAAGGAGGACUUGCUGGAAGAAUACCCCGCCUACCUCUUCCGCGGACUCCCCAUCUACGGCCGCGUCUACAUCUCGAACAACUUCUUCUGCUUCCGAUCGUCAGGCAUCAUGCCCGGCAAGUCGAAGAUGAUCCUCCCGAUCAACGACAUCAUCGGCGUCUCGAAGCAUCGCUCGUACCGCAUCGGCUUCUCCGGCCUCAUGGUCGUCAUCAAGGGCCACGAGGAGGUCUUCUUCGAGAUGAACUCGACCGAGCGACGCGACGCCUGCCUCGAAAAGCUCGACCAGCAGCGCGAGGUCGUCAAGCAAAUGCAUCGCGAGCAGUCGAAGCAGGAGGACGAUUCGGAGGAACACCGCCAAUUGCAAGACUUGCUCGACUUGUCGGCAUCGAAGGCAACCGAGUCUGUCUCCGAGCUGCCCCAUCCUCGGUCGGAGGCGGUCCCCGGACAGCCGCCAAUCAUGUUCUCGUCGACAACGUCCGACUUUGUCACCUUCCAGCCGGAGAAGCCCCUUCGCUUCACAUGCUUGACGAUCGGCUCGCGCGGCGACGUCCAGCCGUACAUCGCACUCUGCAAGGGCUUGAUGGCGCAGGGCCACCACUGCAAGAUCGCCAGUCACGCCGAAUACCGCAAAUGGGUCGAAGGACAUGGCAUCGACUUCUCGCCAGUUGGCGGCGACCCUGCCGAGCUCAUGCAGCUGAUGAUCUCGCACGACUUCUUCACCAUCUCGUUCAUGAAGGAGGCUGUCGGACGUUUCCGAGGAUGGCUCGACGACCUUCUCGCGUCGGCUUGGGACGGCUGCCAGAACACGGACGUCCUCAUCGAGAGCCCGAGUGCGAUUGCCGGCUACCACGUCGCCGAGGCCUUGCGCAUUCCGUACUACAGGGCCUUCACGAUGCCUUGGACCCGCACUCGCGCCUAUCCGCACGCUUUCGCCGUUCCCGAGGUGCACAUGGGCGGCGGGUACAACUACAUGACCUACACGAUGUUCGACCAGGUCUUCUGGCGUGCGACGUCGGGCCAGGUCAACCGGUGGCGCAAGGAGACGCUCAAGCUCCGCUCGACGAGCCUCGAGGCCAUGCAGCAGCACAAGAUUCCGUUCUUGUACAACUUCAGCCCGGUCGUCGUCCCGCCGCCGCUCGACUGGCGCGAGAACAUCCACGUCACGGGCUACUGGUGGCUCGACAAUCCCGACGACUCGAAGUCGAAGAAGUGGGAGCCGCCGAAGGAGCUCCUCGACUUCCUGGAUGACGCCGAGAAGGCGGGCAAGAAGGUCGUCUUCAUCGGCUUCGGUUCCAUCAUCAUCCCCGACCCGCUCGAGAUGACGCGCGUCAUUGCCGAAGCCGUGGAGAAGGCGGAGGUCUACGCCAUCGUCGCCAAGGGCUGGUCGGACCGGGCGUCGAAGAAGGAGGACUCGGAGGAGCAGAAGGAGGAGGAGGAGCAGGCCGAGAAGCAGCACCACGACCUCCUCGACAAGCCGUUCAUCUUCAACGUCAAGUCGAUUCCGCACGACUGGCUCUUCCCCCGCAUCCACGCAGCCGUGCACCACGGGGGCGCAGGAACGACGGGCGCGAGUCUCCGAGCCGGUCUUCCGACCAUAAUCAAGCCCUUCUUCGGCGACCAGCACUUCUACGCCGACCGAGUGGCAACCCUUGGAAUCGGCACGCACAUCCGCAACUUCAACGUGGACAACCUGACCGAGGCGCUCAAGAAGGCUGUCGGCGAUGAGAAGCAGAUCGAGCGUGCACGCCUGGCUGGCGAGGAGAUCCGCAAGGAGGACGGCGUCGCGACGGCUGUCGAGUGCAUCUACCGCGACCUCGAGUACGCCCGCAGCCUCAUCCCCGCCCCGGCUCCGGUCGACAAGGACGGCGACGUGUCCGACAGCAGCUCGACGAGCUCCGACGACGGAGACGAGCCAGACUCGAUCGACGAGAAGAAGCCUGUCUCGAGCGAGAAGGCCGCCGUCGCUGCAUCUGCGCCCUCUACGCCGGUCAAGCCGACGCACGACACCGCCGUCGCGAAGGACUCGCCUCCCGGAACCGAGUCGCGAACGACUUCGUCGGACGAAGGCUGGGACGUCAUGUCGCGAGGUUCCGCCACCGGCUCGACCUGGGACGACUCGAUCUCGCGCGCUUCGUCGGCCACUCGCGCUCCUCGUAGCGGAAACGCGCAAGAGGCGCUCGAGCGUGACCAGGUUGAAGGCGAGCCGUCGGUCGAGGAGGAGCCGCAGUCGGGCUUGACGGCGCGGAUGCUCGGCUUCCUCGGCAAGCCCAUCAAGCCGGGUAAGUAG